AUGCCCCGACGUUGUCAGAAAUUGGCUCUAACGUCAAACUACUCUGCCAAUCCAGUAUGUGGAUAUUCCCUGACGGGGGCCCGCGGAGGCUUGCGCGGCGCGGGCCUCAGUGGUUGCCGCGACGCGGUGACGGACGGACGUGUCUGCGCGCCGCCCCGCCCCAGUCCUCGGAAGCUGAGGGACUCCGCGAGUGCCAUGCCCCAUACGCGCAGCAUGCGUCGGUGGAGGCCCCGCCCCGCCGCGCCCCCCUCUAGGUGCACG
This is a messenger RNA of Iphiclides podalirius (scarce swallowtail), 261 nucleotides long. NCBI's taxonomy places the organism in Eukaryota, Metazoa, Arthropoda, Insecta, Lepidoptera, Papilionidae. The record is from the annotation of a GenBank genome assembly.